Molecule: messenger RNA, 2886 nt
Organism: Arthroderma uncinatum
Lineage: Eukaryota; Fungi; Ascomycota; Eurotiomycetes; Onygenales; Arthrodermataceae
Exons: 8
Coding region: 1-2886 (961 amino acids)
Molecular function (GO): metal ion binding; lactoylglutathione lyase activity
Source: RefSeq, a predicted model, not a curated record
AUGGCGCCGGCAGACAGGACGAACCGCCAUGAAAAGAAGCUGAAAGGCCUGCAGCGUCUGCGGUGGUGGUGCGAGGUGUGCCAGAAGCAGACGCGCGACGAGAACGGGUUCAAGCAGCACACGCUGAGCGAAGGACACGUCCGGGCGAUGCAGGUCGUGGCGGAGAACCCGAAGCAGUUCAUCGAAGGCUACAGCAGAGACUUCCAGCGCGACUUUCUACAGCUGCUACGGACGUCUCACGGCGAGAAGGCCAUCCAGCUCAACCACUUCUACCAAGAGUACAUCUCCGACAAGACACACGUCCACCUGAACAGUACAAAGUGGCCCAGCCUGACGGAGUUUGCGAAAUACCUUGGCCGGGAAGGGAUAUGUCGGGUAGAGGAGAAGGAUGACGGUAUAUUCGUGCAGUGGAUCGAUAACAGCCCUGACGCCGUCCGCCGACGAGACGUACUGCAAAGGGCCAACCGGCUGGAGGAGCAGGAGGUGUCUGAACAGAGGGAAAUACUGAAGCAGGUCGAGCGAGCCCGUCAGAAGAUGAACGUCGCGACCGAACCUGAGCCCGAGCAGCCGGCCGAGCUGGCCAAGGAGAAAUGGACGGACUUUAGCCUCAACCUCAAGUCGUCCACCAACUCACCGAAGCCGGUCGAGCCGGAGAAGCAGGUCUCUACGCAGAAAGCUACGGGCAAGCCGGCGAAGAAGCCCAAUGUGUUUGGGACGAAGCGGAAGCAGCCGAGCGACAAGCCCGACGCGCCCAGGAAGAUGACCGAGAUCGAGCGGAUCAUACAGCGAGACAUGGAGCAGAAGCGGCGGCGCGUCAAAGUCGUCGAUAGAUGCCUGUCGGAGCUCGGCGUUGCAUCAUACUUCUUGCCCCUCACCCACCAUCUCUACCACCACCAUCUCUAUCAUCAUCACUACUAUCAUCACAUCAGUACUAUCACCACAUCAAACGAGAUGGCGACCGACCCCUCCAAGUACAAGCUCAACCAUACGAUGCUGCGGGUGAAGGACCCCGAGCGAUCGCUCUCCUUCUACAAGUUCCUGGGCCUGUCGCAGAUCAACCGCCUGGACUUCCCUGAGAACAAGUUCUCCCUCUACUUCCUGGCCUACGACGGCCCCCAGUCGCUCUCCGGCACCAACGCGUGGACGGACAGGAACGGCGUCCUCGAACUGACACACAACCACGGCAGCGAACAUGACGACCACUUCUCCGUCUCCAGCGGCAACACGGAGCCUCACCGCGGCUUCGGCCACAUCGCCAUCGCGGUCGACAACAUCGAGCUGGCCUGUCGACGCCUGGAGGAAGCAGGCCACCCGUUCCAGAAGAAGCUGAGCGACGGCCGCAUGAAGCACAUCGCCUUCGCCCUCGACCCUGACGGCUACUGGGUCGAGCUCAUCCGCCGCGGAGACGCAGACGAGGCUGUAGCAGCCACAGACCCGGCAUCCUACCGCCUCAACCACACGAUGCUGCGUGUCAAGGACCAGACGGCCUCGCUGAAGUUCUACCAGGAGACGAUGGGCAUGACGCUGCUACGAACAGCGGAGGCACCAGAGGCGGGCUUCAACCUCUACUUCCUCGGCUACCCUGCCUCCAACCCUCCCGCAGAGUCUACCGCGCGCAACCCCAUCGCCGGCUGGGAGGGUCUCCUCGAGCUGACCUGGAACUACGGCACCGAGAAGCAGGACGGGCCCGUCUACCACGACGGCAACUCCCAUCCCCAGGGCUUCGGCCACAUCUGCGUCACGGUGGACGACGUGGAGGCGGCGUGUGGGCGGUUCGAGUCACUGGGCGUGCGGUGGAAGAAGAGACUGACGGACGGGCGGAUGCACAACAUCGCCUUCCUCCUUGACCCGGACGGCUACUGGGUGGAAGUCGCCCAGAAUGAGGCCCUUCGCACCGACGAGCCGGUCGAGUACGACGACGACGAGGACUACAGCGACAACUGCUUCUUCUUCCCCGAGGACUGCGUCUACAACCCGCCAGACUGCGCCAGCAACCCGGAUGCCGCCGACUCUGCCUCCGACACGGACAGCCUCCCCGACGAGAUGACGCCCGCCCUCCCGGAGAUCAAGAUGCUCGACACCGCCGCCCUCGCCGGCCUCCUCGCCGACAACCUCGCCCCUCCAGAGAUUACCUCUAUCUUUAUAUUCGCGGCGAACGGGGCGGUGUUUGCGCACGCGUCGGGGCUCCCCCAGCGCAGGAUACGCAACCUGUGCGCGACGUACGGCGCCGCGUACAAGUCGUAUGCCGUCAAGGCGCCCCAGGGCAACCUCACCGGCGUCAGCGCCUCCGUUCACCCGUCUGCCUUCUCCUCCGCGCCGUCUAUACCGCUCGGUAACGUGGGCUCCAUCAUGUUCGAGCUGCAGGACAUGGUCGCCGUCGUCACCAAGAUCGCAGACAAGGUUCUUCUCGCUGUUGUAGGGCCCACGCACGUAGAAGAGCCCGCCAGGACGUCAGGUCGGAACGGCGCCGGGACACCUGGUCGAGCGAGGAUGGUCGCCGGUUCGGCGGCCAGUGACUCGGAGAGGACGGUCAAGGCAGGGGACUCUCCCUUCUCCAGCACCCUCGAGAGCCCCGGGUCAGACCUCGCGUCGAGCAAGCUGGCCUCGUCCGCGCCCAACCCCGCCUCCCUCUCCCUCUCCAGUCUGGCCGGCAGACGGUCGGACGAGCAGAUCGAGCGCGCAGAGGUGAAGCAGGACGAAGACGCCAUAGACCAGGCUCUCAGGGCACAGUGGGCCAUAGACCGCAGCCACGACCUCGACCGGCUGGCUGGGCUGAACCUCGCCUCCAGCCCGCACAUCCUCCUCGCCCUCGAGUCCAAGUCGGCCGCCCUGGGCAAGUUCCUCGGUAACAAGCUGGCCGACCUCGAGUCUCCAGAGGAUUUUUAG